Messenger RNA from Cooperia oncophora, 297 nucleotides. The record is from the annotation of a GenBank genome assembly. NCBI's taxonomy places the organism in Eukaryota, Metazoa, Nematoda, Chromadorea, Rhabditida, Trichostrongylidae.
AUGAACACCAUUGUUGAAGCAAUGAAACGUGGAUAUGAAGGUUGUGCCUCGCAGAAAACACCAAUGAGGCUUAGUAUAACAAAUAGUAUUAUCUCAAUGGCUUCACUGCGCUCGGGCCGCAGUCGGUCAACAUCGCACUUUUUGGAACCCAACUUGUCGCCAGUGAUAGCCUGUCCUGUCACUCCUGCACAAGUAUCACCAGCAAUUAACGGUCGCAGCCAAAGUAUAUUUCGCGCCCGACAAAGCCGUGCCAGCCAAGAUUACACUUCUAGACGAAGGUAUUUUUACAAUGAUUAG